This is a messenger RNA of Bacillus rossius redtenbacheri, 721 nucleotides long. RefSeq names its product large ribosomal subunit protein eL20 (gene RpL18A). Gene Ontology annotation, cellular component: ribosome; cytosolic large ribosomal subunit. The coding region runs from base 127 to 660 and encodes 177 amino acids. Gene Ontology annotation, biological process: translation. Lineage: Eukaryota; Metazoa; Arthropoda; Insecta; Phasmatodea; Bacillidae. Gene Ontology annotation, molecular function: structural constituent of ribosome. The transcript is spliced from 3 exons. The record is from RefSeq and is a predicted model, not a curated record.
GUAUUUUGAAUUUACAAUCUUAUUUUAUUUUUAUAGAACCUAGUAUUGAGGCGUUACUCACACUGCGAAUACGAAGAACGGUAGUACAGUAAUCUUCCUUCCGGUUGUAAAGUGAAUUUCAACAAGAUGAAAGCUAAAGGAGACCUGAAAGAGUUUGAGGUGAUUGGGAGGAAGCUCCCCACGGUGAAGGAGAAAGUGACACCACUCUACAAAAUGAGGAUAUUCGCUCCAGACGCCAUUGUGGCCAAAUCUCGCUUCUGGUAUUUCCUUAGGCAGUUAAAAAAGUUCAAGAAGACAACUGGUGAGAUUGUAUCACUCAGGCAGAUUGCGGAGAAGUCUCCCACCAAGAUCAAGAACUUUGGCAUCUGGCUGCGCUACGACUCGCGCUCGGGCACCCACAACAUGUACCGGGAGUACCGGGACAUGUCGGUGUCGGGCGCGGUGACGGCCUGCUACCGGGACAUGGGGGCGCGGCACCGGGCACGCGCGCACUCCAUCCAGAUCAUCAAGGUGGAGCAGGUGAAGGCUUCGAGCUGCCGGCGCCCGCUGGUCAAGCAGUUCCAUGACUCGCACAUCAGGUUCCCGCUGCCCAAGCGCAUCACUGGCAGAAACCACCUGCCCAGAUUCUCCAUGAAGAAGCCUCGCACCUACUACAUGUGAGCUGCCUCUCGUUUCCUCUUCACUUGUCGUGCGUUGUUUUAAUAAACAUUUGCUGAGGAGA